AUGGCCUUCACAGCCCCUCUCACACUAACUCUUAAUCUAAUUCUAGUAACUUUAUCAACAACAUCAUGUGAUCCUUACUAUAAUUACAACAAAAUCCUGAACCCAAUAGACUCUUGCUGGAGGGCCAAAUCUAAUAAUUGGGCCACAAAUCGUCGUGCAUUAGCCGAUUGUUCGGUUGGGUUCGGUAAAAAUGCCAUCGGAGGGAAAUUCGGAGCCACUUAUUUCGUGACAGACCCGUCAGACGACCCGACAAACCCAAAACCCGGCACCCUGAGAUACGGCGUGAUCCAACCGAAUCCACUUUGGAUCGUUUUCGCGAGAAGCAUGGUCAUCACGCCGAAAAACGAGCUCAUGAUAAGUAGUUACAAGACGAUCGACGGGAGAGGGGCGAAAGUGGAAAUCGCUUACGGGCCUUGCAUCACGAUACAACAUGCUAGCCACGUGAUCAUACACGGGAUUAGCAUUCACGAUUGUAGGCCCGGGAAAUCGGGCCUCGUCCGGGACAGCUCAAUCCACGUGGGCCAUAGGCGGGGCUCGGAUGGUGAUGGUAUCGAUAUAUUCGCCUCGACUGAUAUAUGGAUCGACCAUUGCUACCUUUCGCGUUGCUAUGACGGGCUUAUCGACGUGAUUCAUGCUUCUACGGACAUCACCAUAUCCAACAAUUACUUCACACAACAUGAUAAAGUUAUGUUGGUGGGACAUGAUGAUCAGAAUUAUGAGGACAAAGCAAUCAAAGUCACCGUGGCUUUCAACCGUUUUGGACCCGGUUUAAUCCAAAGAAUGCCAAGCAGAGUUAGACUAGGUUAUGCGCACGUGGCAAACAACAGAUACGACACGUGGGGGAUGUACGCCAUUGGCGGGAGUGCUUACCCGACCAUAUUCAGCGAAGGAAAUUACUUCAUGGCCCCUUACAGUCCAUAUAUAAAACAAGUGACAAAGAGGGAGAACAAGAAGAACGGGUGGACAAACUGGAAAUGGAGGUCAUAUCGGGACAGGUUCAUGAACGGGGCUUAUUUUGUGCCAUCUGGAUAUGGGAGCAUUGCACCGAGCUACACCAGAGCGCAAUUUUUCAAAGUGGCCGAUGGGUCCAUGGUACCCGCACUAACAUCUGAUGCCGGCCCGUUGAAUUGCUAUCCGGGAAGAGCCUGUUGA
Molecule: messenger RNA, 1152 nt
Organism: Striga hermonthica
Lineage: Eukaryota; Viridiplantae; Streptophyta; Magnoliopsida; Lamiales; Orobanchaceae
Source: the annotation of a GenBank genome assembly